AACGCCGCUCCGGGCGCAUAGUGGACCUAGGCGCGUCAAAACAUGCCCCGAAACCACGGAUCGGCCGCCUACGGGAUCAAGAAACUUACUGCCGGAGCCACAGAGAUCUGCACAGGCCAAGAAUGAUAAAUCUGGGCCAGUAUGGAUGGGUGCAGAUGAGAAGGAAGAGAGAUGCAGGAGUGAGAAAUGAAAUGGGGAGUGGCCCUGAUUUAUUUGUUAUGCCUGAGAGCGACUUUAUGAGACCAAACGAAGGUC
Penicillium egyptiacum is the source of this 255-nucleotide messenger RNA. Lineage: Eukaryota; Fungi; Ascomycota; Eurotiomycetes; Eurotiales; Aspergillaceae. The record is from the annotation of a GenBank genome assembly.